Messenger RNA from Daucus carota subsp. sativus, 2353 nucleotides. RefSeq lists its product as uncharacterized. The record is from RefSeq and is a predicted model, not a curated record. The coding region runs from base 67 to 2046 and encodes 659 amino acids. The transcript has 6 exons. Gene Ontology annotation, molecular function: mRNA binding. Gene Ontology annotation, biological process: regulation of gene expression. NCBI's taxonomy places the organism in Eukaryota, Viridiplantae, Streptophyta, Magnoliopsida, Apiales, Apiaceae. Gene Ontology annotation, cellular component: cytoplasm.
CGAAAUCUUUUGCAUCUAAAUUGUAGAAUUCUAGGGUUUUACACAGCUCAAACCCAAACCAAAACCAUGGCGGAAGAGGCGCAAUACGAUGCAUCCACUAACAAGCGCAAGUACGGCGACGAGUCCACCACGCCGCCGUUGACCGCUCGAGUCACCGGCUUCUCCGGCGGUCCCUCACCGGACACCACGGCUCCGUCGUACAAUAGCGUUCCGCCGCCGGCAGAUCCGAUUCUCUUAGCGAGGCAGAAAGCGAUGGAGCUGGCUGCUCGUUUCAGCGCCGAGGCAACGCCGGAGGGUGAAGCCAAGAGGCCGAGGUUUGAGAAUGGGGAUUCUUAUGAGGCGCCUAAGACUUUUGUUUCGGGAUUUAGUUCGGCUCCUAGUGAUAUAGGACAAAAGCCACUGAGUACAGUGGCUUCAAUUCCAGCUUCUUAUGGUUAUGGUGGCAAUAGCAAAAAAAUCGAGAUCCCAAAUAACAGAGUCGGUGUUAUUAUUGGUAAAGGUGGAGAGACUAUUAAGUACCUUCAGAUUCAAUCUGGAGCAAAGAUUCAAGUUACCAGGGAUACAGAAGCAGACCCAAAUUCCCCAACUAGAGGGGUGGAGCUCAUGGGUAAUCCUGACCAGAUUGCCAAGGCCGAGCAGCUGAUUACCGAUGUUCUUAGUGAGGCUGAAUCAGGUGGUUCUGGUGCACCUUCUCGCAGAACUGGACAGCAGGGUGGCAAUGAGCAAUUUGUUAUGAUGAUCCCCAACAACAAGGUUGGUCUUAUUAUUGGUAAAGGAGGAGAGACCAUAAAAAAUAUGCAAAGUAAUUCAGGUGCUCGUAUUCAGGUCAUACCUCUGCACCCCCCUCCAGGUGAUACCUCCACUGAAAGGACCUUACAAAUAGAUGGGACAAAUGACCAAAUUGAAGCUGCAAAAGUAUUGGUCAAUGAAGUUAUCAAUUCUGAGAACCGUCUUCGAAACCCUGCAGCAACAGGAUAUUCUCAUCAAGGUUAUCAGGCCCGACCUCCUGCUUAUGGAUAUGUUCAGCCUGGAGGUUAUUCUGGACAAACACCACAGUAUAAUAUGACUCAACCACAAUAUGCUGGGUAUCCUUCACAACCUGGUUCUGGUGGAUAUGGUACGGGCUGGGACCACAAUGCUGCUGCAACUAAUCAGCAGACUACUCAAGUAGGUGCCUAUGAUUACUACAGUCAGCAGCCAGCUCCGCCACAGCAGGCACCUGGCGCUCCUGGCUCUGCAGAUAUUUCUGGCUAUGCUUACGGUCAACAAGCGGUCUCUGGUUACAGUCAACAAGGUCAGAGUUACACCCAAGAUGGCUAUGGUGGGUAUCAUGCACCUGCUCCUCAAACUGGGUAUAGUCAGCCACAGCCAGUUUAUGAUCAGCAACAAGCAUAUAAUACUACAUCAGGAUAUUCUAAUGUUGCUAACGCAACACCGGAUGGGCAAACUCCAUCUUAUGGGGCUCAAGGUGAUGGCAAUCAAGCACCUCCUUCAAGUGCUCCAGGACAGCAAGGAUACACUAGCCAGCAGCCCAGUCCUAAUUCUGCCUACCCAUCCCAGAUGCCAACUCAGCCGGGUUAUGGUGUGCCACCAACUUCACAAACUGGGUACGGGUCUCAACCGCCUUCAGGGUAUGUCUCGAGUUAUGGAGCACCUCAAACUCAGAAGCCUCCAGCCACCCAACAAGCCUAUGGGCAGACCCAGCAGUCCCCUUCUGCCCAAGGGGGUUACGUUCAACCUGCUCAGGUGCAGCCAGGCUAUCCUCAACCUCCCCCGUCACAAACUGGUUAUGCUCAGCCAGAUCCUGGUGCUCAAAGAGUUCCAGCAGCUGGUUAUAGUGCUGCACAAGCUUCAGGUUAUGCUCCACCACCAUAUGGUGCACCUCCUGCAACGCAAUCUGCCUAUGGACAGCCUCCACCUACAUAUAACAAUAGCUAUGGAAAUGCCUAUUCGCAACCUCCAGCUUAUACCGCCGACGCAAAUGCAGCACCUGCUUCUCAGUCUGUUCCUGCUAGUGGGGUUGUCAAAACCUCUCCCCAAAACUGAUAGGUUGAUCAUAUGCUGAUGUAUUCCCCAGUCAGUCUUAUUAUCUAGGUUAUAAAGUGCAUCAGACUAGCUUCGGGUAUUUUUGGGUUAUCAAGUGCUUGGUUUUGUUAUUGAAAUAUGUGAUUGAUAUUAUGUUUAAUAGCAUAUUUGCAUGUCCCUGUGCUGCCCGGUAUUAUUGUGUUUCCAAGUGUUUGAUUGUUAAGUUACUAAGAAUUGAACAUCUUAUUGUGUUAAACUAGUUUUUGGACUUGUUGCAUGCAACUUUGUAAUCCUAAUUUUUCUAUGCAUAUAUUCUAGAAUUGAUCAA